This is a messenger RNA of Crotalus tigris (Tiger rattlesnake), 2447 nucleotides long. RefSeq names its product cysteine rich with EGF like domains 1 (gene CRELD1). Gene Ontology annotation, molecular function: calcium ion binding. Bases 269 to 1510 code for a protein of 413 amino acids. The record is from RefSeq and is a predicted model, not a curated record. Lineage: Eukaryota; Metazoa; Chordata; Lepidosauria; Squamata; Viperidae. The transcript is spliced from 11 exons.
CGGAGCCCGCCUAUUGGUCGUUGGAAGGCGAAGUGAAUGAUGUCAUCGUACACAGCCCGAUAUCAUUGGCGGAGAGAGGAAGGGUCGGCUCCCUGAUGGCGAUCUUGCGGUCGCCAAGGAGGGAGGGGAGGAGCGCUGAACUGCGGCGGACCCGGGAGUCGCCUGGUGUGCGAAAGUGGGCGCUGCAUUUCCUGGCCUCCCCCGUUGGCUCGCGCUGCUCUCCCGAGGGGCGAGCGGGGGAGAGGCAAGUCUUGUUCCUGGUCUGAAAAUGGCUUUUUCCAGGAUGAGGGUCCCACCUGCUCUGUUCUCCUUCCUCUUGCUAUUCCAGUGGAUGCCAAACUCUGGUAGUUCCCAGCAAGAUACCUGCCAGACCUGUCGGGGUCUUGUCGACAAUUUCAAUAAGGGUCUGGAGCGGACACAGCGAGAGAACUUCGGGGGCGGGAACACAGCCUGGGAAGAAGAGAAGCUUGCCAAAUACGCCAACAGUGAGACACGUCUGUUGGAAGUACUGGAAAGUGUGUGUUCUACAUCAGAUUUUGCCUGCCACCAGCUGCUGGAGCGAAGUGAAGACCACGUAGAACAUUGGUGGUUUCAUGAGCAGCAGCAGCAUCCAGACUUUUUCCAAUGGCUGUGCAUGGAUACCCUGAAAUUAUGCUGCCCAUCUGGCACCUAUGGCCCUGAUUGCCAGACCUGCCCUGGGGGUGCCGAGAAGCCUUGCAGUGGAUAUGGGCAGUGUGAUGGUGAAGGCACACGUGGGGGCACUGGCCUCUGCAUGUGCCAGACUGGCUACGGUGGUCCCUUUUGUUCUGAGUGUGGAGAUGGCUACUAUGAAGCUGCUCGCAAUGACAGCCACCUGGUAUGUGCGGAGUGCUACCGGGCCUGUGGGCGCUGUUCAGGCCCUGAGGAGACCAGCUGUCUACGCUGCAAGAGAGGCUGGAUGCUGCACAACCAACGAUGCAUCGACAUAGAUGAAUGUGGCACCGAUAUGGCACACUGUCGCAGCAACCAGUUCUGUGUCAAUACAGAAGGCUCCUAUGAGUGCCGAGACUGUGCCAAGCCUUGUAUUGGCUGCAUGGGUGCUGGGCCUUCUCGCUGCAAAAAAUGCAACAAGGGAUACCAGCGAGAUGGUGUCAAAUGCCUUGAUGUGGAUGAAUGUGCUGGUGAAGUGGAGGAACCUGUGUGUACGGGCGCCAACGAGGUUUGUGAGAACACAGAUGGCAGCUAUCGCUGUGUUUGCGCUGAGGGACAUCUACGCAAAGAGGGGAUCUGUGUGGAAGACAAACCCCCAGAUGCUCCCGAAAAAGGAUUCUUUGACGACAUUACAGAUGACGAAGUGGUUGUGCUGCAGCAGAUGUUCUUCGGGGCCAUCAUCUGCGCGCUGGCCACCUUGGCUGCCAAAGGAGACAUGGUCUUCACUGCCAUUUUCAUAGGUGCCGUCGCUGCGAUGGCCGGCUAUUGGAUGUCGGAGCGCAGCGACCGCGUUCUCGAUGGCUUCAUGAAAGGCAGAUAGGGCUUAGGCAGGGUUCACUCCCUUACCUGCUUCCUGCCUCGGAGAGCCAGCUGGGGGGGCAGGAAUACCUUGACCCCCUACCCUUUCCCCCUUAUCUUAGCAGGUUUGAAACCAGGAGAUGGGAAACACAACCUGCAUCCCCAUCUGGCCUAAAACAAGCCUUGACUUUCUGAAGAUACGCUGGAGGGACAAAUAGGAGCUGGGAAAUCAUGCAGGCCUAUCACUGAGAGGUCCUGACAGGUAUUAGAAGGGACUGGAUACCCCUUAAGGAAAUUUGAGGUUCAGAAGACACCGCCCCUAUUAUUGUCCAACUGACCCACUCUCCAUGCAUGUUGGAUGAUCCUGGAAGAGUUCAUCCCAAUAAGCUAUGAUCUUUCCCACUUGGGGCUGCCAAGGCUAACUGGAGAAAAGCUCAGCUCUUUGGGUUUGUGUUGGCGUGGGGUGGUUCCCUGCUGGCUUUUGGGGAAACCUUGUCCUUUGGCUAAGAGUUGACCUACACAUUGCAUUGAAGGAAGAGAGAAAUGGCAGCAAUACAUUGUUAGAGUGUUCCGCUUCAGGUAGGAUCCAGUGUUUGGGCUGACCUCAGAAUCACCCUGUAUUGAAUCAACCAGUAUCACAAGAGAUAGCAUAAUAUAAAUUUAAUAAAUACCGUAUUUUCCGGCGUAUAAGACGACUUUCUAAACCAUGCAAAUCUUCUCCAAAGUCGGGGGUCGUCUUAUACGCCGGAAAAUACGGUAACAAUAUAUAUACACUUAUUUGUGUGGUCAGAAGUGGUACAUUUCAAAAUUUUCUCAUCUGCAUAAUAAAUGUAUGGGCUUGCUCUCACUCUGUUGGGGGCAGCUUGGAAGGCGAAGGAAAUUGAAAGAGGCCUGCAUGUCCACCUUUUCGCUUUGCAAUUCUGUAUCUCAGGAAAAAUAAAUGUGUCUAAACCCACGCA